This is a messenger RNA of Desarmillaria tabescens, 1361 nucleotides long. RefSeq lists its product as uncharacterized. The transcript has 17 exons. NCBI's taxonomy places the organism in Eukaryota, Fungi, Basidiomycota, Agaricomycetes, Agaricales, Physalacriaceae. The record is from RefSeq and is a predicted model, not a curated record. The coding region runs from base 348 to 1250 and encodes 300 amino acids.
CAACGGGUUGUCAUUGGCGGGAUUGGGCGGAACAGUUUGAAGGUUUCGCAUAUCCGGAGAUUUGGGUCCGAAUCUCCCAGACUCAAGAGGACUAGCUAUAGGGAUAUUAGAGAAAAUAUUUGACAAAUGGCACCCACGCGGCCACAGAAGCAGCAUGGCUCUUCGGCGCUUCAGUGCGGUGUCCUUACUCUUGGUGCUUUCGUUGUUGUCCUGGCAUGGUUGCGUAGAAGCCGGUCCUACCGACGACCGUCGAUCGGGGGCCGCGGAUGAGGAUACGCGAAGCCAAAAGAUUUUCUCCGGACGAUGUUCCUUCUCCUUGACUAUCUCUCUCCGGGAAAUUGCCAGUCAUGCAGAUCAACUUAAUCCCUGCGUCGCUGGUAGCGAGUUGCAUGCUUUUGGUUUACGAUUGGGCUUGUACACUAGAUCGGGAGGUGGAUUUCGUCUGGUCACAUCCCCUAUCGUUUAGUGCCAUGCUAUUCUUCAUAAAUCGAUAUCUACCCUUCGUAGAUGCAUUUACCUCCAUGAGCUUGUCAUUUACCCAGAACUCUCCUGAGAAAUGUAUUAAGCAUUUCAAAGUCGUCACCUGGUUUACGGUGGUGGGGAUUCUUCUUUGUGAGGUGAUUUUGAUGCUGCGAACGUAUGCUAUCUGGGAGCGGAAAAGAUCAGUCAUGAUCGGAUUUAUUAUACUUAUCUUGGUUGUGGCCGUCCCGUCGUUUGUGUUCACGGGUCUAGAACUCAAUUCCCUUGUCUAUAGAAAAGCGAGCAUAGGAUGUCAUCUGGUACAUGCGAGUCCCAUCAUCAUGGGGGCAUAUCUUCUACUAUUAUUCUGCGAAACUGUCAUCGCUGUGCUUAUGCUAAUAAAGGCGACACGGCAUUUACGACCGCCAUAUUCGCCGUGGGUUGCGAAGUUGUACCGAGAUGGUUUAUUGUUUUACCUGUAUCUUCUCGCCCUCUCUUUGGCCAAUGUCGUCAUCCCAAUUUGCAUACCGUCUCUCUCCAAUUGGCUCGCAACGUUGGUCUAUGCUCCUUUUUCUUCUUUGCUCUUCUUGAUGUAUAUUUGCAGACCCCAGCGUGUCUUCCAUUCCAUCUUUUGUACUCGAAUUUUCCUCUUGAUCAUGAAACAACGCAGUCCACCAAGGUCACCCAUCUUAGAUAGCACGGAUUUGACGAUUUUUAUGGCUGAUUUCCCGUCUGGCUCUGGAGUGACAGACUCGUCGGCGCUGGCUUCCUCCUCAUCAAUGCCGGCAUGAUCAUGACCAUCACGAUUAGUUAUUUCUUCAUUUGUAGAAGCUGUAAUAUAGUUAUACAUUUGUAUCUUUAUCUACUCUUACCAGCUAUGUAGCGCUUUGCUUUGAGCUCUC